AUGGAUCAAACUCCAUUGUCCGGUUCAUCUCGAAUUCGAUCGACACAGUCCACGAGAGCGACGAGUGUUUCCGCCGGAAGUAGGAGGUCUUCCGCAUGCGACAAAGGUUUCCAACAACAUCUUAUCGACUAUAAAAUCUAUCCCGAGGGAUAUGAGUCUGGGAACGGUCUUCCCAGUUCCGAACCUAGCAAUCUAGAUCACAUCCAAGAAGCGUUAUCUGCUGACAGAGCCUCUUUGUCCCCAUCCCAGUUCACACAGUCGACAUUUCGGGACUUCAAAAACAAGAACAAACGAGUUAUUUUCGAGAGCGACGUUAUGAGUGCUGUUAUCCCUGUGAUAUGCGGUAACUCAAGCAUAGACAGCCAACAAAACGUCCUCUUUACUGAGUUAGAUCCUAUAACAAGUACGGAUGCGGUAAAGCCUAAACCCGACCUUUUUGAUGGCGCAUCCCUCGUCAACAUCCACGAGGACGUCAGAAAUAAUCCAAUACUGAAAUCCAAAGUUAUCCCUACCAAGCACCCCAACAUUCCAAUGGCGCCAAAUUUUUUCAUGGAGGUCAAAGGGCCUAACGGGAAUGCAUCCGUGGCACAGAGGCAAGCAUGCUAUGAUGGAGCAUAUGGUGUCCGUGCCAUGCAUGCUUUGAAGAAUCAUGGAAAGACCGAGGAACAAUAUGACGGAGAUGCCUACACGUACAGCUCGACAUAUCAUCCUGCUACUGGCACACUACAACUGUAUGCUCACCAUGCUACAGCUCCAGUUGAUGCUGGUGGCCGGCCAGAGUAUCACAUGACUCAAAUUGAUACUUGGGGAAUGACGGGUAACAUUAAUAGUUUUCGGCGCGGAGCCACUGCACUUAGAAAUGCCAGAGAUUUGGCGAGACAGCAGCGAGACAACUUAAUCCAGGCUGCGAAUGCGUGUCACGUACGUCCAGAAGUUCAAAAGAACGACGCGGGCUGGCGAGAUGCGCAUGACGAUCUCCAGGGGCAAAUUUCCGAUGCCUAUGAUGACAACUCUGGGGAAGAUCCUGAGACAUAUAACACACUGCAGUUUCACAGACGGACGACGGGUCUCCGGACCCUAGCCAAGAAUCGACUGCAUUGGGGGCAGACGACACUAAUUUGA
Metarhizium acridum CQMa 102 is the source of this 1122-nucleotide messenger RNA. RefSeq lists its product as uncharacterized. Lineage: Eukaryota; Fungi; Ascomycota; Sordariomycetes; Hypocreales; Clavicipitaceae. The record is from RefSeq and is a predicted model, not a curated record.